ACAGUAUGGCAGCGGAAGUCGCGCUCCACUUUCGCUGUUGGUGAAAACUGAUUAUACUCGGCGUACCUUGUUUUAUGCGUAUCAGCAUACGUUUCCUCCUAACAAGAAAAAUUUCAAAUCAAGGUACAAAAGAAAUAUUUCUGCAUCAAUCGCCACCGGCAGUGAUAAAUUUACAUUCCUAUUUCUGACGCCACGUUGUGAAAAACGACAGUCCAGUAAGAGCAACACCGUCGUACGACAGCAGGUAAAAAUGAAAGAUGAGUGCGAAAGUUACCUGCAUAACUCUUUACAGAUCAACUUCCGUGUCCUUGAUUGUCACGAGAGGAGCAAGGAAGUUGCGGAGAAAAAGCGCAAGUUUGAACGUGCACGGCCUAUAAUAACAUAUACAAUACGAUAUACAAGACCGCACUGUCCGUGCUGUUUCACCGUUACCAGAGCAACCCGGAGCUAUUUACUCAAGUCGUGCCGAAAGGUUUUGCCUUGUUCCUUGGUCCUCUAUUCCGCUCGAAUGGCCGAACAGUGCAGCAGUGACCUGAUCGCCGCCGCCUCAGACGAAGGACAGUUGGUUGAAUUGCUGGAUCAAGAACAUCCAGCCGUGGUCGACAUCAACAACGGCAGUUUUCCUUCAGACAUGGAAGCCUGUUUCAAAGCAUUCGACAAAGACAAUGACGGUUUGAUGACGCUGUCUGACUUUGCUGCCUUGUGUCGUACUCUCUUCCGUAAUGAACAAGGAAAAGCUUACGCCAUAGAGGAUUGUCGACUGCAAGAAAUGUUUGACGUCUUUGAUCGAAACCAAGAUGGAUAUGUGGAUUUCCAAGAGUUUGCCUUCUGCUGGAAGCAAUGGAUAAAGCCUAUUGUCCGUCCUAUUAGCGCUUUGAUUAUAGUCGACGUUCAAAACGAUUUUAUUACUGGAUCUCUCUCCAUAUCUAACUGCCCGGCACAGCAGAAUGGCCAAGAUGUACUGAAACCCACCAAUAAAAUGCUGGAAACCGUACCAUUUGAAGUGGUCUUCUAUUCCCUUGAUUGGCAUCCCGAAAACCACGUUUCAUUCAUCGAGAACGUCGGAAAACGUAAACUACAUCCAACUAGCCAAAAAAAGGCGGAGGAAGCAGUUCUAUACGACACGGUCAUAUUUGAAGGACCUCCCUUGAACGAGCAAAAACUAUGGCCGAAGCACUGCGUCCAAAAUUCAUGGGGAGCAGAGCUCCACUCAGCCGUCAAGGUACUGGAUAACGGGAUAUUUGUCCACAAAGGGAUUCAUCCGGACAUCGAUUCCUAUUCUGCUUUUUGGGAUAACAACAAGAUGUCUAAGACUCCAUUGGCUUCUCUACUGCAAAAAAAGAAAAUUACUGACCUGUACGUUUGUGGAUUAGCCUAUGAUGUUUGUGUCGGAGCGACGGCCAGUCAUUCGUUGGAACAUGGUUAUCGAACGAUUUUAGUGGAUGAUGCCAGUCGAGGCAUAUCGCUGGACGAUAUCCAUCACACUCGUGACAGUCUAGCUGAGAAGAAUGCCGUUGUCGUCCAUUCUUCACAGGUCAAAGAUAUGGUAGAGGGUCGUGAUAGGAGGCCUGAGCUGGGUUACUUUCAAGCUCUGCGUCUACGUCAGAUGCCACAAAAUGGUGGAAUUAGAGAUCCCAGCCCUGAUGACGUCUCACCUCGCGAUUCGGUCAUCUUUCUAACUUAGCCAGCCAUUAUUUCACUGCUAGAUUUCCUGAUGAUAUAUCACAAAUAAGUAAAAGAUUUUCUCAUUCAUCUGUCAGAUGAACCCAAAUAAGAUUUCAAUCAUUUAUCUCAGCAAGCAAUUCGAUAGGAUCUGCUUCAAAAUAGUACAUCAGUUAACACCAGCAAUGUAAUCUGCCACCUCAGAUUUCAUACCUCUAUUGUUGAUGAGGUCCCACACCUCAUGUUUCUCUUGGUAGACAAUUUUCAGGCACUGUAUGAAAGCAUUAUUUAAUCCUUAAUAGUCCGUCCUGUAAAAUGUGAAAAAGUGAUAUUAUUCAUCCCCAUUAAUUGAUUAGUUUUAAAUGUAGAUUAACAUGCAAUGUUUGUUUUUUCUUUUCAUACCAUGAUCGAUCAGUUUACAGCUUGCCAUCAUUCCAAGAUGAUGAACUAUUGGGAACUAGUUGGUAAUAAUACUAAUCGCCAAGCCAUGGCCAAGCUGUCCAGCCGUACGUUUAUUAAUGAAUCAAUUCCACUAAAUUCAGGUUCUGGUACAUCUUUCGCACGUGGUUCUGGGUGUUGCAUAAUACAGUUUACUUAUAACUACUAUAAA
This is a messenger RNA of Daphnia magna, 2272 nucleotides long. RefSeq lists its product as uncharacterized. Gene Ontology annotation, molecular function: calcium ion binding. NCBI's taxonomy places the organism in Eukaryota, Metazoa, Arthropoda, Branchiopoda, Diplostraca, Daphniidae. The transcript has 10 exons. Bases 251 to 1684 code for a protein of 477 amino acids. The record is from RefSeq and is a predicted model, not a curated record.